This is a messenger RNA of Podarcis lilfordi (Lilford's wall lizard), 41725 nucleotides long. Lineage: Eukaryota; Metazoa; Chordata; Lepidosauria; Squamata; Lacertidae. The record is from the annotation of a GenBank genome assembly.
GGGAGGAUAUAUUAUUUCUCUUUAUUCCGCGGAUGGGAAACCGCUAAAACUACCGAGUCUUCCUUUCACCACCACCCCCAUCCGGUUGGGCGAAUGGUACUGCCCCGUAAGCAUGGCCGCCGCCGCCGCCUCCUCAGCAGGCUCCGCGAACUCCUCUCCGGCCCCUGCUUGUCCCCUCCCCCGCGCUUCUCUUCAGAGGACGCUUCCCAUUGGCUGCGGUCUGGCGUCCAUGCCAAUCAGGAAGCGGCUUCCAUGGAGGAAGGGAAUAAAUACAAGAUGGCUGCUCAUAUAAAACCAGGCGUCGGGCUUCUCCCUGGUGAUGGGAGAAUAGAGGCUUUAAUCCGCGCGGGUGGAGUUUCUGGUCGCUACUGCUCGUACAGGCGGCCGAAGGGAGGAGGGGGGCUCGAGCCGCCGCGGGCCGAAGCCUCGCCUAGUCGCCAUCCCGCCCUCGGGCCGCGCCGCGCUUCCCGGAGGCCCAGGCCGGGGCCCUGUCCCCGCUCCUUCCUGCCAGCAGCGCGGUGGCUCCCUGCCUGCUCAGCCGGGCCUUAGCUCCGUCUCUCCUUCGCCAUGGCCGUCUCCAGGUCGGUGUGAGGUGGUGGGGGGAGGCGUGGGCUGAGGGGGCAGACGGUCUCCUAAGAGGGUUUCCGCCUCAUUCUUCGUUUCAUUGCUCUUUCCUCGGGUUGGUAUAGUAGCCUGGGAUAUCGGCAGGCGCCUGCCUUUUUUACUCCGGAGGGACGCCUCGUGGAGAGCUGGCUGCUCAUGGAGUCGUGGUAGGCAGGCAUCCCCCCCUCGCUUUUAUUGUUGCUAUUAUUUAUUGAAUUUAUAUACCGCCCUAUACCCGGAAUUCUAGAAGCUUUGUGGAGUCUAGAAGCAAGGAUGAGUGCAGGCGAAAGGAGCUUGGGUCCUGCACACACAUACACACACACCCUAAAGUUAGGGACUCCCGAAGCUUUAAGGGGGUCGGUGGGUGGUAGGUGUCAAACUUCAUUUCAACGUAACUUUAAGUGAGUUUGAAUAAAGAAGGGCCAUGGAGAAAUCUGAUGACACCCACACACAAUUAUGGUUUCUGGCUAAACGAAAAUGAAUGAGAAGUCAUCAAGGCUGUUAGGGUUUCCCUUUCUGAAUGCGUGCGCCUGUCUAUGCAUGGUGUGUGCACGGAGGCCUCCACUGUAUACGAAGAAGCUGUGCAUCAUGCCCUUCCCAGUGUUUGAGCAUCCUGGUGCAUGAGGUUCCCACAUAGUGAAGAUGCUUUCACUGUAGUCCUAAACCAAAUUAGGAACCUAGAAGCUGUUAACUUGUGGCCCAUUAUGUUCAUUUGGUCAGUGUUUUAUUUAUCACGAGUUUUCUUCAGGUUAUUCUUUCUGUUAAGCAGCAGUGCUGUUACCUUUCUUCAUAAAAAGCUGAUUUGAAAAACUUCUAGGAAAUUGUCAUAUCCAUCUAGUUGAGUAUUUCCUACACCAGGGAUGCAGAAUAUGUGGACUUUCAGCUGUCGCUGGACUAGAGUUCCUAUUAUCCCUGACUCUUGGCCAUGCUGUCUUGGACUGAUGAUGUUGGACUAUGACCAACACUGGGGGCAGGCACAGAUUCUGUGUCUUUAGACUAAUGACUGGUAGAAGCUCUCCAGGGUUUCAGACAGCCCUAUUUGGAAAUGGGUAUUCUAGGGAUUGAACCUGGGAACUGCAUGUGAACCAUGUGCUCAGCCUCUGUUAUAGCCCUCACCGUUUUUCUGAUCAUGUAAAUUAAAACCUAGCUGCCUUGUGCUACACUGGCUUGGCAAUAACUAGUGAGCUUCUGCCAGCAGUUAUUUACAUAAUUGUCUUGCUGUAACUUGUGACGAUACUUCUUGUUUAGUCAUGUCCAACUCUUCAUGACCCCAUGGACCAGAGCACGCCAGGCACUCCUGUCUUCCACUGCCUCCCGCAGUUUGGUCAAACUCAUGCUGGUAGCUUCGAGAACACUGUCCAACCAUCUCGUCCUCUGUCGUCCCCUUCUCCUUGUGCCCUGCCCUCCAUCUUUCCCAGCAUCAGGGUAUUUUCCAGGGAGUCUUCUCUUCUCAUGAGGUGGCCAAAGUAUUGGAGCCUCAACUUCAGGAUCUGUCCUUCCAGUGAGCACUCAGGGCUGAUUUCCUUAAGAAUGGAUAGGUUUGAUCUUCUUGCAGUCCAUGGGACUCUCAAGAGGCUCCUCCAGCACCAUAAUUCAAAAGCAUCAAUUCUUAGGCGAUCAGCCUUCUUUAUGGUCCAGCUCUCAUUCCAUACAUCACUACUGGGAAAACCAUAGCUUUAACUAUACGGACCUUUGCCGGCAAGGUGAUGUCUCUGCUUUUUAAGAUGCUUUAUAGAAUCAUGUAACUGGAGAGUUGGAAGGGACCACAAGAGUAACCUAGUCCAACCCCCAGCAAUGUAGCAAAUGCAACUAAAGAAUCACCAAGAGAUGGCCAAUCAACCACUGUUGAACAGCUUUUACAGUCAGAAAGUUCUUCCUAGGUGGAAUUUCCUUUCUUGUAAAUUGAAUCCAUUGGUUCAGGUCCUAGCUUCUGGAGCAUCAGAAAACAAGCUUGUUCCAUCUUGCAUGUGGCAGCUGUUCAGAUCUUUGAAGAUGGCUAUCGUAUCUCUUGUCUUUUCGCCAGGCUCAACAUACCCAACUCCCUCAACUGUUCCUCUUAAAGCUUGGCUUGCAGAACCUUGAUCCUCUUAGUCACCCUCCUCUGCAAGCAUCCCAGCUUGUCAAUAUCCUUCUUAAAUUGUGGUGCCUGGAACUGGACACAGUACUCUAGGUAGGGUCUGACCAAAGCAGAAUAGAAUGGUACUGUUACUUCCCUUGAUCUGGACACUAUACUUCUGUUGAUGCAGCCUAGAAUAGCAUUAGCUUUUUUUACUGCUUCAUCACACUAAUGUUAAGCUUGUGUUCUGCUAGACUCCUAGAUCCUUUUCCCAUAGCUCUCUAGUAGAGCAUAUGUUUUGCACGGAGAAGCAGCUUCAUUUAAAGGAGUGUUUUUCAACCUUAGGCCCCCAGAUAUCACAUUAUUAAGUUGUGGUUUAGUUAUAUACCAUGUUUUGGCUCAAGGGCCACCUCAAGCUGUGAGCAGCAUAUUAAUACCAAAGGGUACAGUAAAAAUACAAUAGAAAACAAUAGAAAAUCACCAAAUGUCCACCAAUCACCUUGAGCUCAUUGUUUUAUCACAGAGCAGCUCCCCAACAUUCUAGCUCUGCUGUUGGACUACAGUCCUCAUCAUCCCCAGCCAACUUAGCCAGUGGUAAGCGGGGGGAUGGUUGAAAGGAUCUUUAGUAGCAAGUUGACAAAAGUCACUGGAUAUUUCAAAUGUCUACUGCUAAUUUAUAUUUGAUUUUAUCCUGUGAACCAUCCUGAGAUCUUGUGAUGAAGGGCGGUAUAUAAAUCUAAUAAAUAAUAAAAUAUUCGUUAAACUUAGAUCUUGCCCUCCCCCCCCCAAGGGUCCCCAGGGUAAUAUCAGCAUAAACAAAAUAAUAUGCAGUAAUUGUCUGUCAUGAAAUUCCAAUGUCUAGCUAUCUGUAUUCCCUUCCAAGGGCCUGCAUAAACACUAACUUCUUCAAGUUCCACCUCAGUUUGGCAAAUGAAGGUCUACCAGAUCUCUCCCAGGAGAGAGUUCUAGAGGCAGGGUGCCACCACAGGGAAAGCCCUCUCUUGCAUUCCCAUCCUCCGUGCCAUCCAUGGUGGUUUCAUUAUGAGAAGGGUCUCACCCCCUGGUUAUAUACAUUGUGACUCAGGACAUAUAGAGAAAAGUACUUCUUCAGGUACUUGUGUCUCAAGUCGUAAAGGGCUUUGUACACUAGUACCAGCAUCCUGAAUUAGGCCUGGUACUGUGCUUUCACUGGCAUUCAGUACAGUGCUUUCAAAAUUGGGAGUGAUGUACAAUACUCUAGCAGCUGAACUCCCACAUUCUGCACCAGCUGCACCUUCCAGAUUGUUUUAAAGAGCAGCCCCACAUAGAGCACAUUGCAGUAAUCUGUAUGGGAGGUUAUUGGAACAUGGAUCACUGAGGUCUAAUUAAAUUGUUCUAAGAAAGGCCAUAGCUUGACCAAGACACAAUUGAAGUACGAAAUAGUGGGCCCAAAUAGUCAUCUCAGGUCAAGGCAGUUUGUUUGUUUUCCCUACUUUCUGUAACCUGCCAGUAAAGGUCAUUUGCAAAUUAGAAGAUGAUAGGUCUGAGUUAAUCAUGAUAUUCUUAACAUUAUAAAGCAGGCAUGGGGAGCCUUUGGGCCUCCAGAUAUUGCUGAACUGCAACUCCCAUGACAAUUGGCCAUACUGGCUUGGUCUGAUGGGAGUUGUAGUCCAAUGACAUUAGGAGAUCCAUGGAUUCGCAGUUUUAAAGCCACGAUUUCCUGAAGUGGUUGUACAUGUUUUAUACAAACAUUAAUGCUCACUAGCAGCUAAAGAAAAAUAGUCCCUUCUCAUUUGAAAGGUUGAAUUGAUUGUUCUGCGUCUUUUGCCCUAAGGUUUAUAAGACAUAAACCACUAUCUUGUGCUGUUAGAAAAUGAAUGAGAGAAAAAAUGAAGCUAUAUAAGAUUUUUAUUGGCUUAGUUAUGAAGCACCUACAAUUUUGUAAACAACAAUAGGUCUGGGAAAGUGGUGUAGGAGUUUGAGCAAUUAAACAUCCAAAGAAGACAGGAAACCAUGAAGUAGGGAACCUUGUGGUCAAAGUGAUACAAAAAUAGAAACUGAUGAAUAAAAUUGACGUCUUUGCCAAACAAAAAAAUCUAGCAGUUGUCUAUGGACCUUGUUGAUGGAUUUUCCAUCUCUUUCUGUUAGUAAUCACAGGCAUAAAAGAGUUUCCCCCUGUCUAAAUGAUGGCUCAUAUGUACCUCAUACUGUACAUGAAGAUGCUAUUUUUAAAAAAGCUGCAAUUGUAGCAUGAAACCACAAAGUAGCCACAUCUUGAUACAAAUUCUUCAACUCAUCCCUGCAAGUGUUGCAUAAAGCACAAAUUUUACAUACUAUGCAGAGAGAAACAAGUUUGCCAGCACAGAAACUACUGCCAACAGUUGCUGAGUAGCCAAACAUGGUGCCCCAAUAACAGCAGCAUUCUUGGGUAUAACGAGGCCCCCUUCAGCAAUUAUCAUUGUAGCUUGAAAUUGAACCAUUGUAUUAAUUUAAUUACAUCCCCAUGUAAGGCCAUUAAAGCCAUUCUAACACCUGGCAAAAAAAAAAUUGAAAUAGUGAGCCUCUGUGUGGCUUGUACCUAGUUGUUCUUAAAAUGACAGGUCCACACUGUCACUUGGUCUAAUGAAAAUAUUCAGAGACUUCGUUGGGAGUUUUUAAAAAGGUCUUAUGUUACUUUUGUUAGGCUUUUAGAUGGAGGUAACAGUGUUACUGUAAAAGGAAAUAAUAAGACUUUAAAAUGGAGCAAAAAUGCAAGAGACAACUAAAAUGUAUUGUGGUUCAGCAAAAAAUAUUGGUUCUUAUAUGUGUGUUAAAUAGUUUUAUUUUUUCUUGUAGUUAUCUAGAAAAUACUUUGACUGGUGGUUGUCAACAAACUCAUUAAUUGCAAACAUUGUUUUGUUAACUGUGGUCCAGAAUGGGUAGACUUUGAAGAAAGCACUCACUGUGCCUUUUCAUGGUAUAGGUGUGGGUUUUUGUUCUAGUCUAUUCUAUACAUAGUAACACUAUUUCACUAGAAUUUUGCUUAACUUUAUUAUUUAAUUUUCCAAAUUAGUAGAUUAUCUGGAUUUCUCAGUAAAAGUAUUUAAAAUGGUUUCACUAUUGACAUAUUCAUUCUGUUCCACUAGGAGCCAUAUUGAGAAAACUAAGAGUCAAAAAUAUGUUAAUUAUGAAUAGCAGUGUGUUCUUAAACUCUGCUUUAAGUAGGACUUGGUAUUGUGGGAGCUCAAAUCCACUGAUUUGUAUCUAUUCUUCCCAUGCCUGGAACAAAGAUCAUUGUCUUGGUUCUUGUUUCCCAUUCUGUGUCCUGCUUCCUCUUGCUCAAGGACACCCUGAAACUGACUAUGCCCAAAUGCCUUGUGUGUGAAGUGAUAGUGGAUGGGAGUGGGAGGCAGGAUAUGGGAGCGGGAGGUAGGAUAGAUAGUUAUCAAGUCUGUGAUGGAAUUGGUAUUAAUGGAAGAGUCUGAGUGCCCUCUCCCAUGUGUCUCUACUCAGUCUUCUGGGAAAAUCCUGUAAUUUCAUUGAUGUAUCACGCAUAGAGAUGUAAAAAUUUCUAUAAUUUUUAAGCCAUAAGGAAAAACAUUUCCCCAAGUCUCCCCCCCCCCCCGAAAUAACCAAUUUUGGGGAAAUUGAAAUAUAAACAGUACCAUUUAAAAUUUAAAUAUAAACAGUAACCAUUUAAAAUCAGGAAGAACUGGUUAAGUAACAGAAGAGUAGCAGUAAAUGGGACAGUCUUUCUCUGAUGGAGGGCUGUAUGAAGUAGAGUUUUCCAACGAUUGGUAUUGGGGCCUAUUCUUAUUGAUUUCUUCAUAACUGAGGUGAGCAGUGGGACAGCAAAGUUUGCUGAUGAUACUUAAUAGUUCAGGGUGAUUAAAACAAAAAGGGAUUGCAUGUUGAAGCAGAAAAACAUUAUUUUCACAUAUGCACUCACAGGGUGUGAACUGGCAGUGACUGACCAGGAAUGAGAUAUUGGGAUCAUAAUGUAUAGCUUGAUGAAUGCAUUGACCCAGUGUGUAGCAGCUGUGAAAAAGGCAAAUUCCAUGCUGGGGACUAUUAAGAAAGGAACUGAAAAUAAAAUACAAUCAUGCUAUUAUACAAAUGUAUGGUGAAACAAUUUGGAAGUACUAUGUACAGUUCUGGUCACUUCAUUUCAAUAAUGAUAUUGUAGAGUUGGAAAAGUUUCAGAAAAGGGCAGCAAAAUGAUCCAGGGGGUGGAAGAAAGGUAGCAAGCAUUUGGAGCUUCUUAGUUUGGAGAAAAGUCAAGUAAGUGUGGCGUGAUUGAAGUCUGUUAAAUUAAGCAUUGUUGCACUAGAACUCAGGGAUAUCUGUUAAAGCUCACUGUUGGAAGAUUCAGGACAGCCGUGGAGGUAAUAAUAAUAAUAAUAAUAAUAAUAAUAAAUUUUAUUUAUAUCCCGCCCUCCCCAGCCGAAGCCGGCCUCAGGGCGGCUAACAGCAAUAAAACAGUACAACAGUACAACACAACACUCUAAAAUCAUUCAUUAUAAAAUUAAUUCAAAUCAAACCAAUGGCAACCAUUGGGCCAGAGCUCCGCGAAUAUUGCCAAAGGAGGGAGUCAGGCUGUGCCCUGGCCAAAGGCCUGGUGGAACAGCUCUGUCUUGCAGGCUCUGCGGAAAGAUGUCAAGUCCCGCAGGGCCCUAGUCUCUUGUGACAGAGUGUUCCACCAGAUCGGAGCCACAGCCGAAAAAGCCCUGGCUCUAGUUGAGGCCAACCUAACCUCUCUGUGGCCUGGGACCUUCAAGAUGUUUUUAUUUGAAGACCGUAAGUUUCUCUGUGGGACAUACCAGGAGAGGCGGCCCCAUAGGUACGAGGGUCCUAGGCCGUAUAGGGCUUUAAAGGUUAAAACCAGCACCUUAAACCUGAUCCUGUACUCCACCGGGAGCCAGUGCAGCUGGUAUAGCACCGGGUGAAUGUGAUCACGCAGCGAGGACCCCGUAAGGAGUCUCGCUGCAGCAUUCUGCGCCUGCUGGAGUUUCUGGGUCAGUCUCAAGGGCAGCCCCACGUAGAGCGAGUUACAACAAUCCAGUCUGGAGAUGACCGUCACGUGGAUCACAGUGGCUAGGUCAGGGGCGAGAGAGGUAAGGAGCCAACUGCUUAGCUUGGCGGAGAUGGAAAAAUGCCGCCUUUGUAUAGCUGCAAUCUGCGCCUCCAUGGAAAGGGAGGUGUCGAAGAUUUAACCCAAACUCUUAACUGACGGUGCUGGCACUAAUUGCGCCCCCGCAAGAGAUGGGAGUUGCCCCCCCAAUCCCAUAUUGUCCCAUCCCAGCCACAGGACCUCUGUCUUCGAAGGAUUUAGCUUCAACCGGCUCCCACGUAACCAUCCAGCCACAGCUUCCAAACAUCUGGUCAGUGUGUCUGGGGCCGAGUCAGGAUGGCCAUCCAUCAACAGAGAUAGAGUUGGGUGUCAUCAGCAUACCGAUGGCAACCCAGCCCAAAACUCCGGACAAGCUGGGCGAGGGGGCGCAUAAAGAUGUUGAAAAGCAUCGGGGAGAGUAUCGCACCCUGAGGUACUCCACACACCAAGGAGUGGCACAAUGACAAUUCUCCCCCAAGCGCCACCCUCUGUCCCCGACCAGAGAGAAACGAGCGCAGCCAUUGAAGGACUGUGCCCUGGAUCCCCACGUCGGCAAGGCGGUGGUCCAGGAGUUCGUGAUCGACCAUGUCAAAAGCUGCUGACAGAUCUAGAAGAAUCAGCAGCCCCGACCCGCCUCGAUCCAGCUGUCUAUUAAUAAUAAUAAUAAUAAUUUAUUUAUACCCCGCCCAUCUGGCUGGGUUUCCCCAGCCACUCUGGGCGGCUUCUAACUGAAUAGUAAAAACAAUACAGCAUCAGACAUUAAAACUUCGCUAAAGAGGGAUGCCUUCAGUUGUCUUUUAAAAGUAAAAUAAUUGUUUAUUGCCUUGACAUCUGCUGGGAGGGCGUUCCACAGGGCAGGCGCCACUACCAAGAAGGCCCUCUGCCUGGUUCUCUGUAACCUUACUUCUCACAAUGAGGGAACCGCCAGAAGGCCCUCGGUGCUGGAUCUUAGUGUCCAGGCUGAACGAUGGGUAUACAGGACUGAGGCCGUUUAGGGCUUUAAAGGUCAGCACCAACACUUUGAAUUGUGCUCGGACAGUGGCAACUAAUCCUGAUAGAUGUGUUCUACCUCCUCUGUCAGAGGCUGCAUGCUUCUUCUGAACACCAGUUGCUGGAAACCACAGGAGGGGAGAGCUUUGUUGCACUCAAGAGUCCCUCUUGUGGGCUUCCCAUAGGCAUCUGGUUGGCUAGAUUAGUCCUACACACGUUUACUCAGAAUGCCCAUUUUGUUUAGCGGCACUUACUUCCACUAAAAGGAAGAUUGCAGCCUCGAAACUAUAGCACUUUACAUUACAGUCCUGUGCAUGUCUAUUCAGAAGUAAUUAGUAUUGAAUUCAGUGGGGCUUAUAUUCCCAGACACUUCUGAAUAGACAUGCAUAAGAUUGUACUGUUUGGUAGCAGUGUGACAAGCAUUUGAGGAAUAGAUGAAAAGGUCAUCCACAAGCGAGGGGGCAACUCAAAAGGACAUCAGAUGCAGUGCACUUGCUUCUGGUAUCUCAAAACUAAUUCACAACUUACCUGAUGGAGAGAACAAUUCAUAAGAAAGCAAAGGCCUUGUGUGAUCUUCUCAUGAAGGUUGCAGCACUUUCUAGUUGCAGAAAUACAGGAUGAUUUGUGUAUUGCAUAUGUCUACAGUAUGGAUAGGAGUUCUCAAUCUCUAUUCCUGUAAUUGUUGCACAGUGAGGACUCCUAUACAUGGCAGAAUGUUUCUUCUGACAUGGGAUUACACGGAUCUGAGAUAUUUUUUGGAGACCCUCAUCUGAGUAUCCCAACCAGCAGAAACUUGGAAAGUAGCAGCAAGGAAGAGGCUUUUCAGUGUUUUCCCUCCCUUUUCUGGAAUGCUUUCCCUAGUGAAACUCACCUUAUGCCUACAUUCAUAUUUUUGGCAAAGUCUUUUCUUUUCUCUUAGGCAUUUGAUUGUUGAUGUCUUUGUCAUUGUUGGUGUUUCAGCUGGCGAAAGUCUUAGUAAUUGUGAUUUUAUAUAAAGUUGGAGGGGGGUGGAGUUUCUUUCUGUUGGCUUUAUAAUUAAGUCUACGGUUAUUUUUAGCCCUUGUAUUUUUAAAUGUUAAGGUGCUAUGACAUUUUUUGUAGUAGGCAUCUAACAAAUGAAAUAAUGUGGGGUGGGAUACAAAACGUGCUACAGUAAUGCUUUUAGUUUUACCCUUGCAGGUCAGGGUGACUAGAAACAUAUUCCAUAAAGAGUGAAAGGUGAGAGUUUGUCUUACAAGAUCAUCAUCAAAGAAAGAAGCCCCAAGCUGGCUGGAUCAUAUGUGUACAUUUGCUUAACAGCAUGCUUAUAGGAUUUAUCCAUUUUUGAGACCCCUAUGGCAGAAUUCUUAAAGAGGCAUGCUAGAAAAUUAAACUAGAAAAUGACAUUCGAAUGUAGACUUACAAGUAAUACUUACUUGGAUUCCUUAUCUCUGUACUACAGUAAGCCCACAAAUUACGUGGAGUUUACGUUCUGGGCAUCAUGCCUCAAACCAAAAUUGUGUAUAGUCAAAACACAUUUGGUGGAAUGGUGGGAGGGAUUGCAAAGGUCUUUUUUCACAGACGCGUCCUACCCCACACUUUUAAAAAAGUUGCCUAGCAUGUAAAGCUAACAUACACAAGUUAAAUGUGCAUAUGUUGCAGGCUGUACUUAGUUAUAAGUAUUUUAAGUUAAGUAGUCCAUCAUUGAGCCAAGCUCUGCUCAAGUAGCCAUAUAGCAUAGGUGCUAUGCUAAAAAUGACUGUAAAAUAAGUUUACUACAUAGUAAAAAAAAAAAAGUGAGAAUCAGCUUACAAAUAGAGGCAGAGAGAAGAUGCAACAAACCUGGUAGCCACAACUUGCUCUACAAAGUAGUAUACUGGGUAGUUUGCUUUACGCAGAUUGUGAAGUUCUUUGUACAGUAUUUCAAUUCACACAGUCAAGGAUAAUGAGUAAAAAUGUUCAGAGACAGCAUACCUUGUUUGAAGUCAACCUGAUGUUAAAGAUCUGGAUGUCUGUAUGGUUACAUUUCACUGUGACAGAAAUGUGACUGAAUCCGAAUUGUUAGUCUAGUCUAGGGGCAGUCAACCUGGUCCCUACCGCCCACUAGUGGGUGUUUCAGGAUUCCAGGUGGGUGGUAGGGGUUCCAAGGCACAUGUUACUGCAGCACUGGUGGGCGGUAAGGAAAUUUUACCAUCAAGAAAGAUGCAUUAGUGGGCGGUAGGUAUAAAAAGGUUGACUACCCCUGGUCUAGUCCCAUAGUAUUUAAACUCCUUUUUUAAUAUAGUCAGUGCAGUGCACUGUAAUUAGCUAUCUAGUCAUGUGAUCUUUAGAAGAUAGGGAGCCUCAAAAUUUGCAGAUACAUCUUUUAAAUAUUUAUUUUCAUUUUGUCAUCCAUACUAGGCUUGAUCGUCUCUUUAUCUUACUGGACACUGGCACAACACCAGUCACAAGGAAAGCAGCUGCACAACAACUUGGGGAGGUUGUGAAACUUCAUCCACAUGAACUACAUAAUCUCUUAGCUAAAGUAAGCAUUUUGUUAAUAUUUGAUAAUGUUGGAGCCAGGAUUAGGUAGUACAGGGGGAGGGGCACCAGCAUAGACUUGGUAACCCCUCAGCUGCUGUGUACCAGGAUGAGGGGGCAGAAGUUGCUCAGGUUCACCUCUGGGACUGCUGGAUUGAUUCUGCCAAUACACCAACACCUUCCUGACCUUGCUGCCACCCUGCCCUCCCCCAUACUGGUGUAUGGCAACGACAUCAGUGCUGGAAAGCCUGUUCUGCAGUAGCACCGCUCUCCAUUAGCCUCUUAUAGUUGGAGGUAUUCCUUGUCAUCAAAAUGAGCCAAAUGUGAAUUUCUGUAACCUGGUGAUGGUGGAAGGCCUUAAGUUAGAAUCAGUUGAAUAAUACCGAAAUACAUUUAAUGGUGUAUUUUGUUAAUUUAUUUAAUAGAACACUUUGAUAGCCUAUAAGUCUGUGUUAGAAUUCUGUAUUUACAGGGCAAUCCUGUAUAUGUCUGCCGUGAAUAAAGUUUUAGUAAUGUAGCUUAUUCCCAAGAGUGUGGGUGUAUGAUUGCGGCUUUAAUUGAUAAAGCCUCUCUGCAUAGGGGCUGUUUGUUAUGAUACUAGUCGUAAAACACUAGUUUUUAGGGAAGAUCAUUACUGAAAAUCCACAGAAUUUAUUUUUUGUGGAACACAAUAAUUUAGUUCCUCCAUGGCAUUUUUAUAAAAAUAACAGAAGUAAGUUCGACAUAUUGCAGACUUUUUGUAAAUGGGCUGUCCAGCCUCUGUGCCACCCUUGCUUCUGUCCUGUGAUAGGUUAAGGAAGUGACUUAACAUUGUCAGUUUCUGAUAAUCACAAGUGGCUAGAGUGCUAUUGUACUCUGUUCCUGCUUUUGGACUUAGAGGGGUCUAGUUGGCCACUGUAACAACAGGAUGCUAGACUAAAUGGGCCACUGGCUGAUCCAGCAGAUACUUAAGUUCUUACUGAAUAUCCUCUGUAGAAACAGAUGGUUUCAGGAAGAGCUGAGAUGCAGAGAGCCUCAUGCUGUUGAGCUAUUUUUGAGUAAAAAUAGCUAUUAAAUCCUUAAAUUUGUUAAUCUAGUGUUCUGUGUAAGUAGCAACCCUAUGAAUUUCUGGAAGAAAAGAGAAUUAUGUCAAAAGUGUCCACAUUUUUUUUAAAAAAAGCUAGUUGAACCAGACCAUUGCUUAACAUGUAUAUAUCAAAAAGUAAGUGUGUGUGUGUGUGUGUGUGUGUAGGCAUUUAUAAACUACUAAUAAUUUUUUUAAAAGCAAGUGAUAUAUAACAGAAGUAAACUUGAUAGGCUAUUGGGAUGUAAAGAUAAUGGUGAUCUGUGUUUGAUGACCUAUUUCAAUGACUAGCUUUUAAUCAAUCAUACUUUAUAAGCUUUUGAGUGUUGUCCAGAAUAUUUGGUGGCUGCUGAAUUUAAUUACAUCUUUUUGGAAACAAAGAGCAUAAUGAAUUCAUUUUUGAACUUCUUAAAGGUAUUGAUACACUUAAGGAGUACAAACUGGGAUACCCGCAUUGCAGCUGGACAAGCUGUGGAAGCAAUAGUGAAAAAUGUACCAGAAUGGAACCCAACUCCACGACCAAAGCAAGGUGAUCCCAAGAGAACUAAAACUAUUACUGUGAAGUGGGCUGGGGAAACCCAGCCAGAUGGGCGGGGUAUAAAUAAUAAAUUAUUAUUAUAUAAGUACAUUUUUGUUAAACCUUGUGUGCAGCCAUCUUUCUAAACCUGCUUUGCAACAUUGUAUGUUUGGUUAUUAACAACAACAAAAAAGUCAUAAUGGAACACAAUUUCCCCCUCUCUACUAUGAAGUACUUUAUGUGGCUGUUACCUAUUCUUUCACUUUGCUUAGACAUAUGUAAAGCUUCAACCCAUUAGUGAAACGACAUUGAAUGGCAGUUGUAUAUUUUUGAACCAGUUACUUCAGCACGAAUCUCAUUCUAAGUUUUUUGUUAACCUUUACCUAGAACAUGCCUGCGAAAGUCCAGUGGAAGAAUCCUCUGCCUCUGAUCGGUUGCGUUUUGACCGAUUUGAUAUCUGCCGACUUCUAAAGCAUGGUGCUUCUCUUCUUGGGUCUGCUGGUGCAGAAUUCGAGGUUCAAGAUGACACAUCUGGUACUUGCUCCUUUAAUACAUUAACUGUGCCACAUACUUCAGCUACAUUGUUUUCAUUGUGUCACCUUUCGUUAUCUCAAAUCAUUAAAAAUAUUUUAUAGUCUGCAUUUUUGUGAUUAAAUAUGUCUACUCAUGUUUUACAACUGGUACAUCAGAUUUAUGAAAUAGAAUCUGUUUAUUUAACUACACUAGAUACAAUGGUGCAGUUCAGAUGUAAUGCUAAACCAAAGUAUGUCUUAGCAUGAACAAGCAAACAGAUGGAGAGAAGAUCACACCCACUGUGUUCCUCUCGGACCUGCUGUUGCCAUGGCACUAGAGGGUAAACAAUGGUUUGGCUUUGCACUACAGCCAAACCUGAGCUCAUGACAAACCAUAAGCCUGGGUUAGUUCAAUACUAAGCCAAGCCAUGGGUAGCCCACCUGCAGAAGGACUAAUGGAGGAGAGCAGCAAUAACAAUAUUCACUCUGGGAAAUUUGCAUUGGCUUAGUGUUAGAUGCGAAUUGUAUCACUCCUUCCACAUUUGCUAGCUAAGUCCAUGAAAGAAUUCACACAAUAUCAUUGUGGGGUGUGGGUGAUACCCAACCAAGCCAUAUUAAGAUCUGAAAUGUCUAAAAUUGGAGAUCUUCCUAUAUUCUUAUGGCUCUUGCACUGUUUCUCAGUUUGGUCCCGGAAUUAUUGCUCAUGUGUUUUUAGUUUAUAAGCCAUACCUAUAAAAACAAUCUGAAGUGUUGAAAAUGUCUAUAUAGCAGCACUUCUAAAGAGGCAGAAAUUUACCUCUUACACCAUGUUGCAGAUGGCAAUAGCAAAAAUGAAAUAUUUUAAAUAGCAUAUUAAUAUAUAAAUGUGCAUUUUUAUGUCUAAACCAAACUUUCUAUACUAGUCAAGAUGACAUUAUAUACUUCAGACACAAAGUGUGGCAGUGAAGAGUAUAUAUUCAAAGAAGCGGAGAAAUAGAAGUUAUUCUUCAGUAAAGGUUCUGCUUCUAGAUUUAAAAUGUGCUUAGUGCUUUCAUGUUAGUAAAGGAUAAGCAUGCGAUUAAAGACUGUUUUACUUUUUAAGGUGAAGCUGAUCCCAAAGAGAGAAUAGCACGACAGAGGAAGCUACUCCAGAAGAAGCUUGGCCUUGAUAUGGGGGCUGCCAUUGGAAUGAACACAGAAGACCUGUUCAAUGAUGAGGAUUUGGACUACACUCCUACUUCAUCAUUUUUUGUUCACAAACAACCUGUAGGUAAAAUUUCAGACUGUUUGACUGCAAAGACUCAAUAUAACGUUGUAAACAAUUAAGUUUCAAAUACUAUGUCAUAACUUCAACUUUAGGAAAAUAUAUCACACAGUAAUUGACAGAGGAUGAUAUUGAAAGUUUUAGGUGAGGGGGGAGGUCUGUCAUCCUUUAAAUUUCAGAUAGAAGCUACUUUUACUUACCCAAAGUGGUCCUGAAUUUCCAGUUGUUACCACUUCAGCCAUACAUGCCCCGUGUUGCACUCCUCAAAGAAUCCUUCGCUCCCCAGAAGUGAUGCUGGGUACAAGAGGCUACAGAAAGGAGGCAGUUGCAUGAAAUACAUUUUGUGUGAGUGGAACUCCAACCAUGUUUAUCUGGAUCUAAGCCAGAGUAGCCAAUAAACCUUUGUAUCUUUCCAGACUCUUCAAGCUGCUGAAUUGAUUGAUUCAGAAUUUCGAGCUGGUAUGAGUAGCAGGCAGAAAAAUAAGGCUAAAAGAAUGGCCAAGUUGUUUGCGAAGCAGAAGUCAAGAGAUGCAGUAGAAACCAAUGAGAAGAGGUACUGUAUCAAUUUGAACUUACUUACCAUUAUAAUAGGACGCGGGUGGCACUGUGGUCUAAACCACAGAGCCUAGGGCUUGCCGAUCAGAAGGUCAGCGGUUCAAAUCCCCAUGAUGGGGUGAGCUCUCGUUGCUCAGUCCUUUCUCCUGCCAACCCAGCAGUUUGAAAGCACGUCAAAGUGCAAGUAGCUAAAUAGGUACCGCUCCGCUGGGAAGGUAAACGGUGUUUCCGUGUGCUGCUCUGGUUCGCCAGAAGCGGCUUAGUCAUGCUGGCCACAUGAUCUGGAAGCUGUACGCCGGCUCCCUUGGCCAAUAAAGCAAGAUGAGCACCGCAACCCCGAGUCAUCCACGACUGGACCUAACGGUCAGGGGUCCCUUUACCUUUACCUUUGCCAUUAUAAUAAAAUACUUUAAAACAGCCUUCUUCAACCCUGAUGCCUUCCAGAUGUUUUCGACUAGAGUUCCCAUCAGCCCCAGCCAGAAAGAGCAAUUUUCAUGGAUAAUAGAAGUUGUAGUCCAAAACAAUCAAGAGGGCACCAAGCUUGGAAGAUUGAUUUACAAAAGUACAUCAGUAUAGACAUACUAAAACACCCUCCCUCUAUUUCUCAAUUUCUGGAGUGAAUGCCAUUGAUCAUGAGCUAAAACAGCACUUUCUGUGUGUACAAGGAAGGUAUCUACAAGCUUGAGGAAACCCUAAGGUUUGCGCGAAUGCAAAAAUCCUAAAAACAGCUCUAAGAUGGCAGAACAUUCUUAAUAGCCACAGAAUGCUGAUAUGACGGGCGGAGGAAUGGAGUAUCCUGGGAAAGCUGCCUAGCUGAAAUCCUGAAAGAGUACUCUACAGUGCAACAAGUUGUCUUAUUAGUUCCUUUUCAGUACUCCCAGUGCCAUGUGUAUAUCUUGAACCUUGUCAUUCCAUUCCAUUCCAUUGCAAGAUUGGUUGGUUAGAUAUAGAUAAGACUGUUUUCCUUCUAACUUACAUUAAUUGUGCAUGUCCUGCAUCCUUUGCAUUAAAGAGGAUGUAUCCCUUUGUUUCUGUCUAUGAUUUAUAGCUAUCCUAGCAGCUGCCUACAAGUUGAUAAUGGAAUUUUUUAUUUCAUGUAGUAAAAUAAUACCAAGGAAUCUAGUGAUAAAUCAAAGCCAAUCUUUUUUCUUAUAUUUUCAAAUAUAAUACUGUAAGUUUCUGAUUUGGAAGCAUUCCCAUUCAAUAUUAUAUUUGCACCUGCAUGCCCAAAUUUUCCAAUAGUUGCUCUGUUAGGGGUCUUAGACACUUUCAUUUAAAAUCGUCAAUCUUUAAAUGCUAAAAGUGAGUACAGUAACUUAUGUGACAAGUAACUAUUCUGUCAAGCAAUUGGGUACUUAAACAUUUCAUUGUUCUUUCUAGCAAUGAUAGCACUGAUGGUGAGCCUGAUGAAAAGAGAAGAAAAAUUGCAAAUGUUAUCAUCAGUCAACCUGCAACUGACUCCAGACUUUUGGUAGAGAAUAUGCCAGAAGAGGUAGAGUAUACCCUCAUAAAAACAUGAAUUGACAGCAAAAUCCAACCUCAAUAACUUUGUCCAGUGAUUCAGUUGGUGACAGUGCUAAUAGUCCGUAUUAUUUAUGUCUCUCUUUUAGACCAACGAAUGGCCUCUGGAGAGUUUUUGUGAAGAAGUGUGCAAUGAUCUCUUUAACCCAUCAUGGGAGGUAAAUAAUAAUAAUCUUGCUGUCUUUAGUUAUAUUGGGUUGAAAAGAAUAGACACUUUCAAGAUUAAGUUUGGGGCAGUUUUUCUAAUCAUUUUGUUUCCAAUUUAUAAGUUAUUUGUAUUGACACUAACGAAUAGUUCAGACCAUAACAUCAGUUCAGUUCUAUUCAUUCUGUGCAGUUCUAACCAUUUUAAGGUAACUUGACAUUCAAGACCACUGAUGCCCUUUUCAUGCAUUGGAUACAGUGGGACAAUUGUGUAGGCUUUCGUACAGAGAUGGGGGGACCUUUGCCCCCUCAAGCUCUACAUUCCCUUCAGGGUGAAAUGGACCAUGGCAUAUCAAGGUCUGUGUGCUUUGAAUGCAGGCAGGUCCCACUAUCCAAAUGCUCGUCACACAAAAAUUCACUUGCCCAAACAUGAGUUAUUAGUACCCAACCUCACUAUAAAAGGUAAAGGGACCCCUGACCAUUAGGUCCAGUCGUGACCGACUCUGGGGUUGCGGCGCUCAUCUCGCUUUAUUGGCCGAGGGAGCCGGCGUACAACUUCCGGGUCAUGUGGCCAGCAUGACUAAGCCGCUUCUGGCAAACCAGAGCAGCACACGGAAAUGCCAUUUACCUUCCUGCCGGAGCGGUACCUAUUUAUCUACUUGCACUUUGAUGUGCUUUCGAACUGCUAGGUUGGCAGGACAACCUCACUAUACACACCACCAAUUCAGUUAUCCAAACAGCCAGACCUGUGUGUAGUACUGUAAGCAAAUAAGCAGUUUAACAAGGCUUACUUUUUGUGGUCUGUGGGAGGUGUUUUCCAGAACCAUCUGAGAGAGGAGGAAGUGGGGGAGACUGAACAAAUAAGAGAGCAUUUUUUUCCUUCCUGGUUUGUCUUUUGCAAGAUUUCAGAGGGUUUACAUAAAUUGUUUCAUCAUUUUGGGAUCAAAAUUCUGUGGUUGGGAACACAUUAGAAAUUUCCCCAUAGGAAUCAAUGGAAAUUGUCAACAAAUGAUUUCCUGAGAAUGCAUUGUUUGGAUAGUGAGACCUGCAUGUAUAUAAAUAAAUCUUGUAUCAUGAAACCUCUUCUUAAACUGCUAGAAACUUAAUCUGUUUUGUGUUUAGAUCCGGCAUGGUGCAGGUGUUGGACUAAGAGAGGUACUUAAAGCUCAUGGAAAAAGUGGGGGUAAAAUAGGAGACAGCACUAUAGAAGAGGUAAGAUCAAUAUGCAAACCUAGAUAAUUCAUUGUGAGCAUUUGUACAUUCAGCUGUAGUGCAGAGUUCUCAGCUGUUCUUUUGGUAUAAAAAUAAUGAAGUGUUGAGAGAGGUUGCUACAGAAAGCACUGUCAUUUCCUGGCACCAUCAUUAUCUACUUUUUGGCACCAGGCAAAAAUGUUUUGUUUUGUUUUUAAUAUGCUAGCUUUUGGACCUUCAUUUUGAGAGUUUUGGGUUUAUCUUGGCUCUUUCCUUGCCUUUUUUUGUAGGGUGGGUUAUAUUAGACCUGCCUUUUGUUUGUUUUAAAUUUUUAUUGUGUUCUGGUUUUUAUAUUUAGUUUUAAUGUUGGAACUAUAUAGUAAGUCACAUUUAGUUAACUUUUUGCCAGGAAGCGACUAAAAAUGUAAGUAAUAAUCUUGAAUAUUUCACCUUUUCAAAAUUUACCUUUUUUCUAAACAGAUGACUCAACAACACCAAGACUGGCUGGAAGACUUGGCUAUCAGGCUUCUUUGUGUGUUUGCAUUAGACAGAUUUGGUGAUUUUGUUUCAGAUGAAGUAAGUAUCAAUCUUUGACGCCUUACUUUGCAUAUGGGGCUCAAUUUUCUGAUGCCUUUGUUUUAUUAUGCUGGGUGUGUUUAUUUCCCUUUAAACCUUAGGUUGUGGCACCAGUACGAGAGACUUGUGCUCAGACUUUGGGCGUAGUGCUGAAGUACAUGAACGAGAGUGGAGUUCAUAAAACUGUGGCUAUCUUGCUAAAAUUAUUGGCACAGGAGCAGUGGGAAGUGAGACAUGGUGGCCUGCUGGGGAUCAAGUAUGCUUUGGCAGUGCGUCAGGUAAUUGGUUUUAAAUCUUCAAGGUGCUAUUGUUUCUUCUUUGAUUUCAAAGUCUUGGCUGCUGUAUAAAGUGGCAUUGUGCCAUCAUGUGCAAUGUGUAUGUGAAUAUCUCUACUGAGCGGUUUUGUGGGCCUUUCCUGCCCUGAUCAGUACCCACCAGGAGGAUGGGGUUUGUUUUGGCUUAGAAAUGUGUUCUUUGAUGAUAAGACUAGGUAAUGCUUCCUUCGUUAUUAUUAUUAUUAUUAUUAUUAUUAUUAUUAAUAAUAGUGGAACUUGCAGCAUAGUGUUGGUGUAUACUUCACCCCCUAAGACAGAAAUAGAAAGGUUCCCCACUUUGAGAGGUGGGCAGAAAACGUUCCUUUGUUUCCCACAUGCACAUCUCCAAGAUACUUACUAUAGGAUAUUAGGAACUCCAGCAGGCCAACGCUCCCUCCCCUCUUUUUCUUUUUAUCCAGCUGUCACCCUAACAUAACAUGUCCCAACCGUAGAUAUUAUUCAUAGACUCACACAGUCUGCCUGAGCUUUGGCUCCUUGGUCUCUCCUUGCUGAGCUCAAAUUUCCAUCAGAAUUCUGUUACUCCUGGAAGUUUGCAGGUAUUUGUCACCCUGUUCUGUUCUAUUUUGUUGUUUUCUUAGUGUUCUCAUAACUUGCAUACUUCUGUGUACCUAGAGAAUAUUGUGUGUAUGUUGAAACUAUUACAUUAUAUUUUGAGUGACUCCAUUUCAGACUGAUAGACACUCAUCUUACUUGUGUCUGCUGUUAGGCAGAAUGAUGCUAAAUUACUUAAAGUGAAAAUAGUCUAUGUGUGCUUGAAAAGGAACAGUCAUCCUGCCUACAGGCUUAGAAUUUGCUUUGAAUUUGCUUAAGGAUUCUUGCUUUUGCAGGACUUAAUUGAUACUUUAUUGCCUAAAGUAUUGCCUGCAAUAACUGAAGGUCUGCAAGACUUGGAUGAUGACGUUAGAGCUGUUGCUGCAGCAUCUUUAGUACCAGUUGUGGAAAGCCUUGUGCAUCUUCAGCCACAGAAUGUAAGUAGAGCACACCGACACUUAAAUGUUUUGUUACCCUUCUGAAGGAAAAACCAAGUCUUAGGAAUCCAUGUUUUAUGAAACUCUCUUCGCCUCAUGUAUUUUUCAUCUCUGUGUCUAUAAUCUAGGUUCCCUUUAUUCUUAAUGUACUUUGGGAUGCACUCCUGGAACUAGACGAUCUAACAGCUUCCACAAAUAGCAUUAUGACCCUUCUUUCAUCCCUUUUGACGUAUUCUCAGGUCCGAAAAUGCAGGUAAUUUAAUGCUUUUCACAAUUUUUAUUUUUAUGUAAAAAUACACUGUUUUCAAAAUAUCUUGUCUUAAUAAUAUACAGAAUGAAUUCUACUUGUCAGCAUACCUACACAGCAGCACUGAUUUUGCUUUAUAAAUUUAUAUGAAUACAAAUGAAUAUGAAUAACAAUGUGAUCUUCUUCUUUUUCCUUCCACACUUGCCUCAGUAUUCAGCAAUCACUCACAGUUCUGGUACCACGUGUGUGGCCAUUCCUACAUCAUACAAUAUCAUCUGUUCGAAAAGCAGCAUUAGAAACUUUGUUUACCCUAUUAUCUACAGAGGAUCAGGUGGGAGUUAUUUACCUUCUAGUGGUCUUCUGGACAUUGAUGGACCCUUUCUAAUCUAUCAGUUACUUCUUUGUUCAUCUUCUCAUUUUCCCUUGCUUUUAAAAGUCUCCUCCUAUUUUUUUAAGUUGGUUUAAAAGGGUUAAUAUUUUAUUGGAUAAAAAUACAUUGAUGUAGAGUUUUUGUCUUUCCAGUAUGGCUUGCCGGGAGUGGGGAGAGUUGUCCCUCCAACUGUAUGAGAACUAAUUUGUAAACUUCUACCACUCACAUAUACUGUGUGUAUAGCACACUCAAGUGAGAAAGGAAUUACUUUUGCUUGCUCACCAAAACAGUAGCUAUAUUGCUUUAUCUUCCUAAAAAUAAAAAUAAAAACCAUUGGUAUCCUUAUUUGAGAAUAAGCUUGUUUUGUUAGAAUAAUCUGCUUUGAUAAUUUCUUAUUUGCUGUUUCUAGAGUUCUGCAGCCUGGCUUACUCCCAUUUUGCAAGACAUGCUAAGACAUAUAUUUCAGUUCUGUAUUUUAGAAAGCAAUCAAGAAAUUCUGGAACUAAUACAUAAGGUAUGUGCCCUUUUGCAACUUAAAUUUACCUUGCCCUGUUUGUCAAUCUGGUUGUGUGCGGAUGCUGUCUUCUAAUGUUCUAUCUUUCAGUUUUAGCACUGGUCAAAUCUGAUUUGUACCAUGAAGUGUGAAAUGCUGUUCCUUGGAAUAUGUCGGUGAAAAUUGUGGAUGUAUUUUAUGUGCACAGAAAAGUCUUAAAGAAAUCGGUAAUGUAAGAUGUUUGAAUAUGAAGGGUUGUUGUUGUUUUUUAAUAAUCCUGUGAAUGUUGUUGUUCUCCUUUUUUUAGGUGUGGCUUGAAUUACUAAACAAGGCUUCCCUACAAUAUGUAGUAGCAGCUGCGUGUCCGUGGAUGGGAGCCUGGCUCUGCUUAAUGAUGCAGCCGUCACAUUUGCCUAUUGAUUUAAAUAUGUUGCUAGAAGUGAAAGCCAGAUCAAAGGUCAGAAGAGACCUGUAUUCCUUUGGGUGGUGUUUUGCUUAUUUUGUUGCAUUAUACUAUGGAGCAAUCUGAACUGUGCAUGUCACAAGCUUAGGCAUUUUCUAACUAAAUGCUUACACUUUUUGGCAAGGGCUGCCUCUUACUUUAAGAACCAUGGAGCCUGAAACCAUUCAAGGCUCAGGGGUUGCACCAGAAGGGUUAGUAGUAUUGAAGACAAAGCUAUGCAAUGCAUAUUUUUAGAAAUUAUAUACAUUCUGUAAGAGUGAGGAUUGUUUUCUAAAUACUAUUUGACUUGAAAAGGUAUUACAUUGUAGUGUUAAAUGUAUAUGUAAUGGAAGGCUGCUUUUCUCAUAUCUGUAGCCCAAAUUUAAAAACAAAAGAGUAGGAUGUGAAAGCAAAUGAGGCUUGCGCCAACAACUUUUUAUAUCUUGUUCAUAGGAAAAGACAGGUGGCAAGGUGCGGCAAGGUCCAACCCCGACUAAAGAAGCAGUACAGGAAUAUAUUGCUGGAGCAGAAAGUGUCGCCGAAGAUCUAGCAACCAGGGAUUAUGUUGUUAUGAGAGCCCGGAUGAUGGCAGCAAAGUCAGUUUAUUACUGAAAAUCUUAAAACGGGUUUUUUUUUUUGAAAAUCAAUGAGUUUAUAGACAAGCUAUUCAUAACAUAAUUCAAGUUUGAUUGUGCAGAACAGUGUGUUACUUGAAGUGUAACUAAUAUAAAAUUGAUUGUUGUUCCAGAUUGCUUGGAGCACUUUGCUGCUGUAUUUGUGAUGAAGGUGUGAAUACUGUUUCCCAAGAAAUAAAGCCAGCUGAAUCUCUAGCCCAGCUAUUGCUUUUCCACUUGAAUUCCAAGUCUGCUUUGCAGAGGUUUAGUGUUGCAUUAGUAAUCUGUGAGUGGGCUUCCUUGCAGAAGGUAAGACAUGUACUGCAGUAAAAAUGCAUAUUUUUUCAAAGUUAAAACAUUAAGCUCCAGUUAUAUUUUUGGAGCAGAUUUACAUUUUCUUUAUGCUGUCAUGAGCUGAUAAGCGAGGUGCUAAUUUUAAUGUUGAAAGCAUGUAGCUGACAGGGCUGUGUUCAGUACUCCUGAUGCACAUAGACUGUGACUGAAAAUGUAUUGCGAGGCAUGCAUGUAGUGAGAAAACUGCGUUCCGAGCUUCUCGGAGGUGGAGUAGAGUGGGUGGGUGACUAGCAGUUUGAUAUUAAGCCAUCAGCUGUAUUGGACAUGUAGAACUAGUUGCAUCAAUUCUUUGCCCCCUUAUAAGCAGUUGUAUAUGUUGGAAAUGCCUGUUUUUGUAAAAAAAAAUAAAAAAAAAUUUACAAACCCAAAUUAUUCUUCAAGGACAAUGAAGAUUGCUUGCACUUAAAAUAGCUAAUUUGACAGCUGAACGACAUGGUGUUUGCUUUCAGGAAAACAAAGAAGUGACUGCUGCUGUCCAGUCACGCUUGCUUGGGGUCCUUUCCGAGCAUCUGUAUUAUGAUGAAAUUGCUGUUCCCUUCACCCGAAUGCAAAAUGAAUGUAAACAACUCAUCUCCUCGUUCACUGAUGCAAACAUUGACAUGGGCAGCAGAGUAAACUGCAGUGUGUUUACAAUAGAUCAAGCGAAUGAAUUGGUGAGUGACUCAAUGAAAGGGCUAGCCUCCAAUCUUUAGGUGAGCAGUGUAAAAAAGAGCUUGAGCAGCCGUGGUAGCAUACAAGCAUUCACCUGUGGCUACACAGAAAGAUAUUGCCCCCCCAUGCAUAUCACUAAUAAAUAUAGUGUGGAACGUAUUACCAGUCUUCAGAGUGAAAUCCCCUCCAUCUUGUAGAGGUGUCUGGCUUGUAGAUGUGGACCGUAUAAGCAAAGCAAGGCACUUCUUCCUCAGUGUAUCUUUCACCACUAACAGAGCUGGCCAGAUCUUAAUUUCACAGAAAGGACCGUAUUAAUCCCCUCACCCCAGGAAAAAAGUUUCAACAGUUAAGUUUUUAUGAGAAUAACAUGUGCAUACUGUGUUUUGCAAAGAGUACACUAGUUUUCUUUGAUACAUUUUGUUAAUUGAUGUGUAAUUCGUUUCAUAAGUAUUUGCUGCAGCCACUUCCAGUUGCAAGGAAAAAGCACUGAACAGAAUAGUAUUGCAAUUGCCUAAUUGCAAGAUGGGAGCUGCCACUAAAAAUAUAAGUUACAGUGGAACCUCGGGUUGCGAACCUGAUCCAUGCGGGAGGCACGUUCGCAACCCACAGCGUUUGCAACCCACAGCGCUGCGUCUGCACAUGCACAAGUUGCGAUUUGGUGUUUCUGCACAUGCGUGGGCGCCGAAACCCAGAAGUAACCCAUUCCAGUACUUCCGGGUUCGGCGUGGUGCACAACCCGAAAACGCGUAACCUGAAGUGUCUGUAACCCGAGAUACCACUGUACUGCUAUCUUAAGGCAGCAAGGUACUACUACUGCAAAAAAAUGAAAAUGAGUCAGUAUAUGGUAGCUUCUACCCUCUUUAGGGCAACAGAAUAAGCUGCAAGCUUCUCAGUCCUCCUUUACCUUUUCUGGCUGCUGGUAAAAGGGAUCUGUUCUCAUACUGAGAUUCCAGAACAGGCAGAAGGAUAUUGAAGUACAGGCACACCCUCAUUAAGAGGGUCUACAUACGACUCAGCUCAUAAUCAAGGCCUUCCUUUUCAUCAUACUUAUGAAACUUGGAAACACGGGGAAAUUAUGCAUCAAUGUUUAGUAAUGGAUCUAUCUGGACAAAAUUUUGUCCAGGGUAUUAUGGACUAUCUCACAUUUGCCACUGCCACAUCUCUGGCAGUUUUCUCUAGAAUGCAUUGAGCACUGCAAUGGGUAUGCUAAGCAUCUUAACUACUAAGAUUUUACUAUGGAGGCUUAUUUUGAACUUACAUGUACUCUUGCCUUCCUUGGCUACUUCUGGAGGUAGAGCGUACAAUAUCACUUGUCGGGGGGGGGGGGGGUAGCAAAAAACAAGUAUCAGCUUCUAGCACCAUGUGUAAAAAAACCAGCAAACUUUGCUGUCCUUCUUUCUGUUGUAAUGGAGCAAUGUUGCUUUGGGUUGAUUUUCAUUUUCUUAGGUCACUACUGUCUUCAGUGAAGCUACAGCCUCUCUUGAUCUAAAUCCUAAAGUUCUGCAGCAGCUAGAAAGCAAACGACAACAAGUCCAAAUGACUGUUUCAGAAACAAACCAGGAAUGGCAAACAUUGCAGAUGAGAGUUCAUACUUUUGCUGCCUGUGCUGUUGUGAAUCUUGAACAACUUCCAGAAAAACUAAACCCUGUCAUAAAACCACUGAUGGAAGCUGUCAAGAAAGAAGAGAACACACUAGUACAAAACCAUGCCGCUUUGUGCAUAGCAAAGUUACUUCAGCAGUGUACAACAAGAUCUCCGUGUCCCAACUCAAAGAUCAUAAAAAAUCUUUGCAGUUCUCUCUGUGUAGACUCGCAUCUUACUCCUUUAGCAUCAUGCCCUGCACAACCUCAGAGCAGCCAUGAAAAUUCAAAAGGUAGGUUAUGUGCUAUUCUGUUGAUGAGUAACUUGGUAGAAGAGAAAGUGUUAGAGGAGAUCCUAUAUCCAAGUCCCUCUUCCAGGCAAAGUGGGAGGGAGGAAUAACAUCUAGGCAUAUCAUUUAUUUAAUUUCUCUCUAGAAAUAAUGUGCACCUGAAUUUCAUUGUCCACCCCCACCCCACCCCAUUAUGCCACUUCGUUUUAAGGAUGUGCGUUUCAAAACAAUGGUUUUAGUGUUCUGUUUUGAUCUUGCCCCUUUCUUUAAUUCAUCAUUCAUUCAUUUCCAGACUGUAUUUCUAGUCUCUCCUUCAUGUCUUUUCCUCUACUCUCCCUUCCCCACUCUCUCAGUCCUCUGGAGAGGAAAACAUAUGUUCCUGGUUUCCCCUCACUGUUUUUUAUUAGCAUAAUUGCGCCCUGGGUGUGAAAAAAUGUUUUAAUUGCCACCUUUCUUUAUUGUAGGAUCUAAUUCUGAAAGAGAUGGGAUGCAUCAUACAGUCACCAAGCAUAGAGGUAUAAUCACACUGUACAGGCAUCAGAAAGCUGCAUUUGCCAUCACAAGCAGGCGAGGUCCUACACCAAAGGCCCCCAAAGCCCAAAUUGGAGAUCUACCUACAAGCAGUAGUGGAAAUGUAACCACAGAGCUUGACGAAGUGGGUGUGAACUUUUCGUUUUCAUUCUUGCGAAUGUCGUUGUGUGGUGCUCCACUCCAGGUGUACAUGACCCUGUAUAGCAAGAGAUGCUAAUGUGGUGCCCAUGCACCCUCACAGGCCUUCCCUGGCACUUCCAGUGUCCUGUCCCACCACUGAAAUUAGGCUUGAAAGAAAUACCCUGCUGUAGCCAAUAGAAUAUGUGUAGUGAGUGAUCAGAUGCAGCAUGCGUCAACAUCAGUUUCUACAGUUUACAACAAAUAGAAAACAUAGAGGAUUAAAAAGAAAGGACAGAGAAAUAAUGCUUCUGGCAAUGCUUUUCUAGAGUAUUUUCUUGGUUUCCUUACUUCUGUUCACUGGUUAGCACACAAGAUGUCCAUAAGUUGAUUACACAAUGCAUUGUAACUCUGAAUAGGCUUCAUUUUUUGAAAGCACAGUUAUCUGAGAUAAUCUGUCUCUGAUUAAUGAUAGUCCAUUUGCACACGCAGAUAUUCAGUAAUGAACAUACGUGCAAAACUGGCCUUGAAAACCAUUUUCGGAAUCUCAUUUGAUUUUGGAAAUAGUCAACUAGUUGUGAAGAUUUAGCAGUUAUGCCUGUUCCUUGAUCACAUGCAUUUUCAAUCAACAGCCUUUGACAUUAAUCUGAUGCUUGUUUGUAUUGUGUUUGUCUCUUCUGGUUAUGGUUCUGUUGAGAGAGAAGUGAUUUAUAUCUUGUAGGCCUAUAUCAGUGGCAAUUUUUGCCUCAAAAUUUUGCUGAUCUUAUUUUGCUCUCUCUGUGUAAGUGUGAUUGCUUUCUGUUUCCAGCUUGAUAUGUAAUCUAGGGCAGUCUAAUUUAUUCUGGGCAGGCUGUAUGGUUGAAUAAAAACUUUUUUAUUUUGCUUCAUAACCUUUCUCUUUACCUUAUCGAAUUCUAGGCUCAGAAGCCUUAUGUUGUACAGAGAAGAGGAGCAGAAUUUGCUUUAUCCACUAUUGCUAAACACUUUGGAUGUGAAAUGGCCGUGGGUUUGCCACAUCUCUGGGACACUAUGGUUGGUUCAUUAAGGAACAGUAUUGACAUAGACAACUUUGGUAUGUGUAUUUCUUAAGGUAUAGGUAUUCUAAAAGUUGAAUUCUGAAACUCUUCUGAUAAUAUGAUAUUGCUUUUUGUAGACAGAAAAGUGCUGUUGGAAAAAGGAGAUGGUCCAGCCCAGGAAUUAGUGAACUCUCUACAGGUUUUUGAAACAACUGCAGCUUCUAUGGAUGCUCAGCUUCACCCUUUGGUAAUUUAAAUGUUUUGUAUUUAUUUCUAACACAAUUUUAAUUGCCAAUGUAGGUGUUUGGAAAUGGAUAACAUAAGUGAUGCUGUUCAAGAAUACAAUUGGUUGGUGUUUGCAUGUUUUCUAAACUAGGAAAAAUGCUUAUAGCUUGCAGUUAUGAAGGAUGAAGCAAGUUUAGGAUAUUUGUGUUUUUUCAAAGUGAGACCCCAAGUAGUUACAGUCCUCUUCCUAAGUCCCUUGCUGCUGUUCUAUUCCAAAUAACGGCAGCUCCAACAACCACUCUCUGACCUCUUAUUUACACCAGCCAUGCAUCUCCACAAAGGUCAUACCAUCAAUACCACUGAGGUAAUUUUCCACACUCUUAUAACAAGAUGAGGCAGCAUGUUCACUAAAUUUCCAAUUAAAGCAGAACACCCUUUUUGAUGCCUUUGAUUGGGAUGGUUUCUAGUUUUAUGUUCCAAAACAUAUACAUCUCCAUGUUGAUAUUGGGCUACUCUUGUUCCCUCUAGUUCCUUGCAGGAACACCGUUCUGUUCAGUUCAGUUAACUCUUUACAUUCAUCAUUUUGUUAGGAAUGAUGCAACAUCCUUCAUAGUAAACUUUACUGCGCAGAUAAUAUGAUUUCUCUACAAGAGGGGAUAUGAUACAUAUACUUUGCUUUUUUCUGUUUUUUACUGAAACGGUCUCUUGUAAUGAACUUCUUAGUUAAGUUAUGAUUGUUCCUUCUGGAAAUGAGCCCAAAAUAAUUUAAGCUGCCGAACACCUAAUAUGUUCCGAUUUUCAUUCCAUCCUGAAUAUAAAACUAUACACUAGCAUUACACAUUUCCCUCUUUGUACAGAAGUUCUAGGAGCCAAGUAGCUUAAAGGCACCUAAUGCCCUGUGUGUGAUUAUGAUAAAGUUCUUUUUUGAGUUUAUGCAGGUUGCAGUAUUUAGCAAAAUAGAAUACUCACGGUUGGCAUUCAGUAUGUUUUAAAACAGCUGUGAUUUCUCUUUGCAGUUGAUCCAGCACUUGCCUUACCUUUGUAUGUGCCUUCAACACCCCACCACUGCAGUGAGGCACAUGGCUGCUCGCUGUGUAGGUGUAAUGAGCAAAGUGGCCACCCUGGAAACCAUGCACAUUUUCUUGGAAAAGAUUCUUCCUUGGCUGGGAGCAAUUGAUGACAGUACCAAGCAAGAGGGUGCAAUUGAAGCUCUUGCCUGUAUCCUUUCCUGAUUCUAAGGAAGAGGUAUUCAUGUAUGACUUUAAGUGCUGAGAUGCUUUCCAGAUGUAUGUUUCGUGGGGAAGAUUUAGUAAGUUUCGUGAAGCCUGGGGAGUUUCUUCAAAAGGGCAAGUGCUUCUGCAAGAUUGAACUGGAGCAGAAAUAUUUGCUUCUUACUAGCAUGGUAUAUAUGAUCACCUGAUUCCAGGCUUGGUAGAAGAAAGAUUUUUUUUAAGGAAAUGCAUAAUAAUUGUUUGAGCUCUAGUCCAAAGCCUGGAAUUCUGUAUAUUGACACUGGAUACUCCUGUAUAGAGAAAGUGUCCCAGAAACCAUUCUGCAACCCACUAACUUUGACAGUAAUGACCAGAGACUGUUUCUACCUUGACCCAGGUACAUGACUUCCAGUUGCUCAUAUUCUCAAGCUUUCAGUUCCACAAAGUCAUGAGAGUAUCUUGCUUCAGUAGUUGAGAAGAUCAUGUACCUACGCUCAUAGUUGCCCAGCCUUAAUAUGAUUCCAGUUCCAUCUAAAUUUUUUUUAACUGCCACAAUUUAUGCAUUUGGUGAAGGCUGUGCUGAAAGACACCAGAGAUCCCUUGACCUUCAUGAGUUGAGGAUAGCUUGAAGUGUUCUUGUGUGCAGGUUGAAAAUUGCAUGUGGCCCUUUGAAUGGGAGCCAGAAUUCAAGUAAUGUACAGUUAACACUAUGAGAAGUAGCAUCAUCAGGAGUCCACACAUCUCCUCGCUGUGGUUGCCAUGGUGAGUGUACCACUGUGUCCUGAAGAACCUGAUAAUUUCAAGUUGUGUUUUGGGAAGGGGCGGGCGGCGGUAGGAAGAAUGGCUCUGAUGAGAGGGAAAGCAUAACAGCAAUUACUGUGCCACAUUGAUAUGGAAGGAAUUCACUCCAGCGGAUACUUCAUGGCUGCGCCUAAUACAGCUUUUAUCAGGUCUGCUUUCUUUAGCUUGUGCAGGGCUGCCUGUAUCCAAUCCCGUGCUGCAUCUAUGCAACAUCAGUCUUCCUCUGACCAUUGAAAAGCAAAAAGUGGGAUUCCCUCCCCUGUAUAUGCCCCAAAGUUCCACCCUGUUUCCUUUAAAAAAACAAUGUUAUUUUCCAUUAAGAUGAAUACUGCACAGCAUGCUAUAGCAAUAGAAAAUUCUAUAUUGGAAUAGCAAUAGAAAAUUCUAUAUGGAAAAUGGAAAGUGUAAGUGAUAAGUUUUCAGGGGUCGCAGAUAUUCAUAAUUGGACCAGCUGCAUCAAAAAUACAUAUUUUCAGGGGGAACAGGGGUUGCAUUAGGAAGUCAGAGGCAGGAAAGCCCCAUUCCACAAGGGCAACACUGCUCUCAGAAAUUAAGAUCCAUGCAUUUGUGAUUCAGUAAUUGCUGUUCAGAUGUAUUUUGGGUUUAGAUAAGAUGGAUUUAUUGUUGUGGAAAUUGCUCCAAAACUGGUAAAGAGAAGCUCCUUAAUUAUUAAUCCAGGUGUAAUGGAACAGCUAGAUGUCGGAAUUGUUCCCUAUAUAGUUCUCCUUGUGGUUCCAGUUCUGGGCAGAAUGAGCGAUCAAACAGACAGUGUGCGUUUCAUGGCCACCCAGUGCUUUGCUACGCUGAUUAGAUUAAUGCCUCUUGAGGUAAGUCAAAGUCUUUCAUUUUGACUGAAGAGAGUCAGUGAGCGAGCCCUGUAAAAAAGCGUAUUGGCAUAUAGUGAUAGAAAGGAGCAGUCUUUCGGUAUUGCAUCUUAUUUAGGUAAAUAAGUUUUGGGAUUUAGCAAGUAAUGCAUUUUGUGUCAAAAAUCUUCUCAACUGAAUAAAAUCGGAAGUUUUGGAGCUUGGAAUAUUAUAUUUUACAAAUACUUGGACUGAGCAUUCACUUGGAAUUUCAAAUGCAUUCUUUCAUACGAUGUUCGAUUCAUUCUUGAUCCUAGCACCUUUCUAGACUUAGUUAAAUUUGUCUUUGUGCAUUUGCAAACACUGAAACUAUCUCUGUUAUGACUGUGAAAUUUAACACUGAAAGCUCAAGAAACCACUCAGGAAUAGCAAGAAACAUAACAGCAUACAAAGAAGUCAGUGUUGUAGAAAAGAUAAAUGAGUCCUUUACAUUCUCCUCUCUCCUCCCUCACUUUGAAACUGACAAAGUGGGUGUCUGUGUCACGUAAAUCACCGUUAACUCUUUUGAUUUUACUGUGUCAUAAUGCCACUUAAAACAUUAAUUCUCAAUGCCUGGUCAUAGUUUAAUCUGCUUGGGUAAACACUUCUCUGUACAGUUUGUCCUCCUUGUUUGGUUGCAACAUAAGUUCGUCUUUAAUGCGUCCUGUACAGAUCACUGUGUGGGUUACCUUACACAAUAGAUCUGUGUAUAUAUACUGUGUAUAUAGCAGAUGGUGCUAUAUAAAUAAUGGAACCUGCAUGUUAGAUGACAUAGCUGUUGAGGCUUUGAACACCUAUAUAUCUGCAGAGUUCAGGGAAUGUUCUGUUUGAACACCUGCACUUCAUUGGGAGUUACCUUUCUCCCAAUUCAUAGAAUCAGAGUCAGAAGGGACCCCCAAGAGUCAUCUAGUCCAAUCCCCUGCAAUGCAGGAAUCUCAACUAAUUACCAUAUUGGUCCGAAUAUAAGCCGCAUCCGAAUAUAAGCAGCACCUUUAAAGUUCCAGAGGGGGAAAAGGAAAAAAGGCAAUACCCAAAUAUAAGCCACUCCCUUAAAAUUCUGCAGGCACUCACACCUGUUCCAUUUUACCGUAUGUCUGUUUCAGCAGGGAUAUCCUAAAAGCCAAUUUUUGUAAGGUCACAAAUUUAACUUUUCACGGUCAGAAUUUGGAAAAAGUAAGGCUUAUAUUCAGGCCAAUAUGGUAAUUGUUUUUUCUGCUGAUUGCUAUUUAUCUGCCGAUUCCUGAGUAGAUCAUGUAAUGGAAGCAUCACUAUUUCUUAAUUGUGAACUGAACACACUUCUACAGCAUUAUUUUCAAGAAAAUUACACUGCAAGGUAGUAGUUUGUUUGAAUGUUUAAUUCCCAUUCUGUGUUAAAAGUCUGAAAGCUGAGUUACUUCAAGUUAAUGACACUUUCAAAUUGUGUGAUUUCAUUAUGCUUUUUGUAGAAUAUUAGUAUUGAUAGAGUUGAAACAUGAAUUAAAAUUAACUUUUAGCAUAUCAUGAACUUUAUUUCUUAUUUUAAUUAAAUAUGCAAGAUACUGUACAUAUAAAUAUAUAUUUUCUUGUUUCAGGCUGGCAUUCCAGACCCACCAAAUAUGCCUGAGGACUUAAUCAAAAUUAAAGCCAAAGAGCGCCAUUUUCUGGAACAAUUAUUGGAUGGGAAAAAACUUGAAAACUAUAAAAUUCCAGUACCGAUUAAAGCAGAACUAAGAAAAUAUCAGCAGGUAAAUUCUUAUGGGAAGUUUUUUUAAUUUCAAGACACACAUAAUUUCCUUAUCAAAUUUGUCUUGUGGAUUGGUUUGAAUAGCUUUUAUUAUUAUUUCAAUUUGUAUUUUGGAACCUGAUAUGAAAAUCAUAUAGUUUCUGGUCUUCUGAACGCUGCUUCCAAUCAUAAUUUUAUGAAGACUUGAACAUUAAAAAAAAAAAAAUUUCCAAUUAAUGCCUACCUGGAAAAAAUGCAAGUACAGUGGUACCUUGGGUUACAUAUGCUUCAGGUUACAGACACUUCAGGUUACAGACUCUGCUAACCCAGAAAUAGUGCCUCGGGUUAAGUACUUUGCUUCAGGAUGAGAACAGAAAUCGUCCUCUGGCGGCACGGUGGCAGCGGGAGGCCCCAUUAGCUAAAGUGGUGCUUCAGGUUAAGAACAGUUUCAGGUUAAGAACAGACCUCCGGAAUGAAUUAAGUUCUUAACCCGAGGUACUACGGUAGAGUUUUCUAGCUUCUACUGAUCAAGAAUUGUAUCUAAUAAGAUUCCUGAGAUUAAUCAUAAAAUACAUGAGCAGAGUUGGAAAUAAAUUCCUCUGUGCAAGCACCGUACUAGGUGGCCUUAAGUUUUUUUUGUACUUAAGACGUUUUAGAAAUAUUUAUCAAAUUCUUGGCUCUAGUGCACACUUCUGAGUGCUGGCAGUUUCAUGAAGUGGUGUAAUGUUAACGUUAAAGUGUCAGAGGUCUGGCUGGCAGGAGAGGACUGAGCUUUUACUUCUAGCAGAAUCUCUAAGAAAAGCAUUAAUACUCCCCAAAGAGGUGUGGUUACUGGGGAGAAAAAUGCUUUUUAUUCUUCUUCUUUUUGCUAGAUGAGUGGUAAGACUUCUUUUUUUUUUUGCAGCAGAAUUUUAAUGUAUUUCAAUUUUGCCUCUUGUUUUCACUUUAUCUAGCCUACUUGCUGUCUGUUUUUUUGCCUGUGAACGUAUUUUAAAUGUUAAUAAUUGUGGAGGCCUUUUUAGGGGGCAUAAGAACAGAAGCCUAAAUUAUGUUCCUCUUCCUUUCUGUUCACAGGAAGGUGUGAAUUGGUUGGCUUUUCUCAACAAAUACAAGCUUCAUGGAAUCCUCUGUGAUGAUAUGGGCUUGGGUAAAACCUUGCAGUCCAUCUGUAUUCUUGCAGGAGAUCACUGUCUCAGGUAGCAUGCACAAUCACGGCUAGUCAGUUUUUACAUCAACAUAUUUGCAGUAUAGAAGAUGUGACAUUUCUUGUGAUUUGGUUUUGUUCUCCAAAGGGCCCAAGAAUAUGCAAGAACUAAGAUGGCCGAUAGUGUUCCACUCCCAUCCUUAGUGGUGUGCCCUCCCACACUCACAGGCCAUUGGGUGGAUGAAGUGGGCAAAUUUUGUUCCAAAGAGUAUCUAAAUCCUUUGCACUAUACUGGCCCUCCCACAGAGAGGGCUAGGUAAGUACUGUAAUAUAGCUUGGCUCUAAGAUUUGCUUUGCAGUGACAGUUCCUUCUGUUGUGAUUAUGUGAAAAGUACUAAAAGUAAGUGCACAGGUUUAUUUUUUGUUGCUGUCUCUAAAGUUCUACUUUUUAUACUUUAUCUUCUUAAGGUUGCAGCACCAUGUGAAAAGAUACAACCUAAUUGUAGCUUCCUAUGAUGUUGUGAGAAACGACAUUGAUUUUUUCAGGUAAAUGCUAUAGUUCUUCCUGCUAUUUUGAAAGAUACUGUAUGUUUCAAGGCUAUUUUAAGUUGAUUAGUUGUGUUUUCUUUCCUAGAAAUAUUAAAUUUAACUACUGUAUUCUUGAUGAAGGCCAUGUCAUCAAAAACGGAAAAACAAAACUGUCCAAAGCAAUAAAACAGUUGACUGCCAAUUAUAGGAUAAUCCUCUCUGGGACACCAAUUCAGGUAAUCCCCGCUAUCUCUUGAAAUAAAUAAAUGCCUGAGAACUGGCCCAGUUUGCCGUAAUUAAAAACAAUGAUUGUUUAUCCUAUUUUCAGAACAAUGUCUUAGAAUUGUGGUCACUGUUUGACUUCCUUAUGCCGGGAUUUUUGGGUACUGAGCGUCAGUUUGCAGCUCGCUAUAGCAAGCCCAUCUUAGCAAGCAGAGAUGCCCGGAGCUCUGGUCGAGAACAGGAGGCCGGUAAGAAGCAAGUUCUGUUGCUUAAUGAAGCACAUUUGUUCUUGGGGAAAGUUAAUCCUGCUGUGGGUGAGACACCAGAAGAAUCCUGUUCUUGUUUAGUGGCUUUGCUGAUCCAUAUGCUCUUCCUUUGGUGGGCAUUUGCAGGUGUUCUUGCAAUGGAAGCAUUGCACAGGCAAGUACUGCCGUUUUUGUUGAGAAGGAUGAAAGAAGAUGUGCUACAGGAUCUUCCACCCAAAAUUAUUCAAGACUAUUACUGCAUCCUCAGUCCUCUACAGGCAAGUUCCUUGCGCUGGUUUGCAUUCCACUGAUACUAAUAAACAACAAACGAGCCUGUUGUAGGUCUUCUCAGAUCCUAUACUUGUUCCAAAUUGGAAUUUUAUUAUGUUGUGUCCUGCCUGAAAAAUAUUGCUGAGGCUUGCGUCCAAGAUAACAUUCUCAUUGAUGAGCAGUUAGUCAUAACUUCUUAGGCUCAAAACCCUUAUUCUCUGGACUGUUGAAAUAGCUUUUGUCUUGUUCUGUAGUUUAUAUGUAGUGUAUGGUCAAUAAUAAUAAUAAUAAAUAAAAGGGAAUCAACAGUGAGGACAGGUAAUGCUGCUCUGGUGUGGAGCAACAGCUUCUGUCCCUCUGGAUAUGAAUAGUUGAAUAGAGUGCCCUUUUCUAAGCAUUUUCCUUUGGUCUUAUGUUAAGAAUAAGAUAGUUGUGGUUGUAUAUUCCCUUGCAAAGAAGAAAUGCAGCAGCUUAAUCCUGAAAAUGGCAGUGUGUUGAGCAUUCAGUAGUUUAAAUUGUUGCUGGAUUAUAGUUUGGGAAACAACAGUACCUAAGAAAUGAAACAGAAACCAUGGCUGUCUAACACAGGAUGCUUACCUUCUGUCAACUAUAUUGUUGAAGUUACUGUGGGAGUAGGUAAAUAGGUAAAUGACCCCUGGAUGGUGAAGUCCAGUCAAAGGCAACUAUGGGGUUGUGGCAUUCAACUCGCUUCAGGCCAAGGAGCUGGGACUUCCCCACAGACAGCUUUCCAGGUCAUGUGGCCAGCAUGACUAAACAGCUUCUGGCGCAGCGGAACACCAUGACAAGUGCCAGAGUGCACAGAAAUACCAUUUACCUUCCCACCACAGUGGUACCUAUUUAUCUCCUUGCACUGGCAUGCUUUCAAACUGCUAUGUUGGCAGGAGCUGGGACAGAGCAACGGGAGCUCACCCCGUCAUGCAGAUUCGAACCACCAACCUUCCGAUCAGCAAGCCCAAGAGGCUCAGUGGUUUAGACAACAGUACCACCCUCUUUAAAAAGAUAGCUACUGUUGAACACACCCCUUUGUGAGGUAAUUUUGAAGUGAACAAUAGUCUAUUAAGCAUAAAUUUCUUUCUUUCUUAAUAGGUUCAGCUUUAUGAAGAUUUUGCCAAGUCUCGUGCCAAAUGUGAUGUGGAAGAAACUGUUUCAGCAGUGUCACUGGUUGAGGAAACUGAGAAACCAAAACUUAAAGCCACAGGACAUGUGUUUCAGGUUGAAAUUUCAUUUUGUUACAUCUUCCUUACAAACAUUUAAUAAAAGUAGUAAUUUUUAUGUAACUGGUGAUUGUUUGAUUAAACACUGUAGUUAUAUUGAACCAAAGCAGUGAGCUGCCUCUAAAUUUCCAAAAUAGAUUUUAAGCUUAGUGAUAUAUAAAUGUAAAAUUUAUUAAAUAAUGCGUUAUAACUUAUAGAGUGCGGAGUAUUCUUAGAUUCACAGGAAGCAAAGAAAUUGUUUUUAAAAAAUACAGGGUAAAGUAAUUGCUCCAGGGACAAAUUUGUCAAUCAUAUUCUUUUCUGCCCUCCGCAGCUGAUUAUGAUUAAACAAUGAACAUUAGUUAUUUGUUAGUAUGGCAUCUACCUCCAAUCUUUGGCAAGAUUUCGACGAGUAAGAGAAAUAUACUAUCUUGUGCCUUAUCCGAAUAUAUAUUAAGUUGUUAUGCAUGUUUAAUGGCUUCCUUCAUGGGGGUUUUUCUUAGGCAUUGCAGUAUUUAAGGAAACUCUGCAACCAUCCAGCAUUAGUUUUAACUGCUCAUCAUCCAGAGCACAAGAGGAUUACAGAAAAGCUUGCCGUUGAGAAUUCUUCCCUUCGAGACAUCCAGCAUGCACCUAAACUCUCUGCUUUAAAACAGGUGAGGAAAACCCUGGCUGCAUAGCUAGUUUUAGGAAAAGUGUUCUCCUUAAGCCUAUUCAUUUUUUAUAUGCAACAAAGGGAUGGGAAAGAAAUUGUCGUAUCAAUUAGAAAAUUCAUAGAAUUGUAGUUGGCAGGGACCCUGAGGGUCAUCUGGUCCAACCCCCUGCAAUGCAGAAAUCUCAACUAAAUCAUACAUGACAGACGGCCAUCCAACCUCUGCUUCAAGACCCUCAGAGGAAGGCGAAUCCACCACUUCUCAUGGGAGUUUGUUCCACUCGCUGUCAGAAAGUUCUUCCUGAUGUUUAGUCAUUGUUACUUGAAACCAUUGCUUCAGGUCCUAGCUUCUGGAGCAGCAGAAAACAAGCUUGCUCCAUGUGACAGCCCUUUAGAUAGUUGAAGACGGCUAUCAUAUCUCCUCUCAGUCUACUCUUUGCUAGGCUAGACAUACCCAGUUCUCUCAACCCAUUCCUCCUAAGACUUGGUUUCCAGACCCUUGUUCAUCUUGGUCGCCCUCCUCUGCACACAUUCCUGUCCUCCUUAAAUUGUGGUGCCCAGAGCUGGACACAGUGCUCCAGGUGUGUUCUGACCAAGGCAGGAUAAAAGUGUUCAGUAUAGAUCAGUUUAUAAAAAAACACAUUAAGGAAAUAGAAAUUCUAUCAUCCUGAACACAUGUGCAUGAUUUCUGUUCUUGUUUUGUUGCAAUCCUGGAAUCAGCGUCUUUUAUGAAAAGCAGAUUUGCCUCUUGCUUUGUCACUCGUGUCUCAUUUCUAAGUUUAUGCCAAAAUACUCGCACGCGGUCAUUAGUAUGAAGUAGAUUUCACCCAUAACUACUUUAAAAAAGAGAAAUAAAUGGUGCUGCAGCUGAUGUGUCCUAGCCGUUCUCUAGCUUCUAAUGCAUGUACAUGUGCACCUCCAGAGGGUCUAAGAAUAAAAUAUUUUUAACUUUGCAGCUUCAUUGGUUUCAUGUUUUCAUAUUAUGACACCUAGGAAGGCGCCUCAUCCAUUGUUAGAUUUGGCUGGUCUUGUAUUUUCUUCUCACUGGCAGCAGCUGUCCAGAUUCUCUGGCAGCGAUCUUUGCCAUCACCUGCUACCUAACUGUUAAUUGGCAGUGCCAGGGAUUAAACAUUGGAAUUCUGCAUGCGGAGCAUGCACUGUCCUAUUUGAGCAACGAUGACUCCUCCAAUGGAUGAAAUCUGUGUAAUCGUUUUCAAUGGAGAAUAUAUGCCUACUAAGUUAAAUGACUAAUGGCAUGCUUUUGUAUUUGGUCUUUAAGCUGCUACUAGAUUGUGGCUUGGGAAACGGAGGCUCCUCAGAAAGCGGCACAGAAGCCAUAGUUGCACAACACAGGAUCCUUAUCUUCUGUCAACUCAAGAGUAUGCUGGAUAUAGUUGAACACGACCUUCUCAAGCCCCACUUGCCCUCUGUUACUUACCUGCGACUGGAUGGCAGCAUACCUGCUGGUCAGAGGCAUUCCAUUGUGUCAAGGUAAAUCCAGUGUCAGAUAUAUUCUAACAGAGUAGCUGUUGCAUGUAGAGCUCCCACAGUUGCUGAAAGAAAUGAAAUCCUAUGGUUCACUUGCGUCGACUUGGAAUGCAUAACUCAAAUGGCCCCAAUGGCCUGCUUUUAUGCUGGAUGCGGAGGAGAGGACCUCUCAUCCUUGGCAUCAAGCAGUUGGUCCCUUACCUUUCCCGCCCCAAUCUGGCCACAGUGAUCCAUGCGACAGUCACCUCCAGGCUUGACUACUGCAAUUCGCUCUACACGGGGCUGCCCUUGAAGCUGUCCCAGAAACUCCAGCGGGUACAGAAUGCUGCAGCAAGGCUCCUCACGGGGUCUCUGCCAUGGGAGCAUAUUCACCCAGUGCUUUUCCAGCUGCACUGGCUCCCGGUGGAGUACAGGGUCAGAUUUAAGGUGCUGGUUUUGACCUUUAAAGCCCUUCACUGCCUAGGACCCUCAUACCUACGGGACCGCCUCUCCCGGUAUGCCCCACAGAGGACCAUAAAUAGCAACACCCUAGUGGUCCUGGGCCCUAAGGAAGUUAGAUUAGCCUCAACCAGAGCCAGGGCCUUUUCAGCACUGGCUCCAGCCUGGUGGAACGCUCUGUCUCAUGAGACCAGAGCCCUGCAGGAUCUGAUUUCUUUCCGCAGGGCCUGUAAGACAGAGUUGUUUCGCCUGGCCUUUGGCUUAGAGUCAAUUUGAUUCCCUCCCCCUCUUUCUUUUUUCCUUUCUCCUCCUGUGAAGAGGCUGCAUCUUAAUGUUUUAAUGUUGUAUUUUAAUCUUGUUUUUUAAGUUGUAUUUUAAUCAACUUGUUUUUAUUAUUAGUUGUUAGCCACCCUGAGCCCAGUCGUGGCUGGGGAGGGUGGGGUACAAAUAAAAUUUAUUAUUAUUAUUAUAAACAUGAAAAUGGCAUUAAGGUGAACUUAUCAGCAACAGCGGGUACUUUUCCCUCUCUUACUUUUGCAAGACGACAUUUUGCUUACCAGAUGUUAACUUAAUGGACAGAAAUUCUGCCUGGGUUCCUGACUGGAAGCCAUACAAGAGUUUGCCUUCCUCUUAGCAUACUAUUUUGCUUUGAACUCACAUUUUGCACUCAUUGCUCUUGAGUCACAAUGGGUUUUGGCACUUUUUCACUGGGCAGGGAUCGUAACUGGGAUGAGUAGAAAUUGGCUGCUCCCACAGUCCCAACCUAGAGGUGAUGGCGCUAUCUACAGACCUAGGUUGGUGAAGGUAUUCAGAAGUAGCUCAUAUUGUUGACUUGUCUUAAGCUGGGUUUUCUAACCUCUUCUCCCUCCCACCUCAAGAGUUAGGCUAGAGGUGCUCUGUCAGCAGAUGAGCAGUUUCUAGUGAAGCCAUGGUUUCUGUCCAUGCAACACCAAAGUCUCUGGAAGGUGCAAGCAAUAAAGUUGUUACAGUUUUAACACAAUCUAGCGUCAGUUUCUGUCUCUUUCCCUUUCUCUUCAGUCCCUCCACCCCACCAGCACUCUGUCUGCUCAGCCCUGCCAUUGUGGGUUCAAGCUUUUUCUGCAUAUGCAACCAUGUAAAUCUAAACUGGCUUUUUUCAUUCACAGGUUUAAUAAUGAUCCCUCCAUAGAUGUCCUCUUACUCACCACUCACGUUGGUGGACUGGGCCUUAAUUUAACUGGAGCUGACACAGUGGUAUUUGUUGAACAUGACUGGAAUCCAAUGAAAGACCUCCAAGCCAUGGAUCGAGCACAUCGUAUUGGACAGGUAAAACAUAAAUUGCUGCUGAUUUGGGAGCAAUUAAAACCAUUUCAAUAAAUCCAAAAUCGGUUUAAGCUUCCUAAACCAAUGCCAUAAAUGCCAUCAUUCAGAGUUCGUGCUUUCAGUUUAUAACCACCAUUUUCUAAGAUAAUGGAGAUGUGGAGCUGAAAGCAUUAGCAUAGACUAGCUAGCGAAGAGAGAUUCAAGGCAAAAAGUUCUGGUUAAUGCAGUCUUCGUCCUCCUCCUGAAAAAAAUGUUUCUUCACUUUUCACCCUGCCCAAAAAUAGAUAUUUGCUAUUUACCAGAGAAGGGAUCUCAUUAACACCCAAGAUAAUUCCUAGGAAGAAAAAAUACUGUCCUAGGAAGGAAAAAAGACUAUUUAUGUAUUCCAUAAUUUCUUGCAAUUUAUUCCAUACUCCUUUAAAGGUCCUCAUUGGGGUGUGCUUCCUUUCUUUCCUCUCCACCGUUGAGCCAGGCUUGGGUUCUCUUAUGCUGUGAACAUUUUUGUCUUGUUCAAAACCUGGAUUGAAAGUACAGUGAAAAAUUUGCUUCCAGUGACGAAGGCCUCUAUUGGUUCCUUUAUUUUCUAUUAUGGUGUAAUGGAGUGUAUAUCGAGUGUCUUUCCCUACAUCUUCUUUUACCCUGUGGUAGUUUCUUGAACGCUCACGAAUAUUAACUGUCUCCUGCAGAAACGAGUUGUUAAUGUUUAUCGCCUGAUUACAAGGGGAACCUUGGAAGAAAAAAUAAUGGGUCUGCAGAAGUUCAAAAUGAAUAUUGCAAAUACGGUGAUUAGUCAAGAGAAUACUAGUCUACAAAGCAUGGGGACAGAUCAGCUACUUGACCUCUUCACACUCGACAAGGUAAAGAGUAGCUCGCAUAUGAUCUGAAAGCAAGCUGCUAAUGCUACCGUAGUUGUAAUGCUUUGGAUUAGUCAACAAUGUUGGUAAGAUUUGUUGUGGAAUUAUAGCCAUUCUCCCUUUAUGCCGGAAGUCUUUCAUUUCAUUGAUGUGAGAAAGAUAAGUACCCUCUUGCUUCUGCUUGCUAUCGUGUUGUAAUUUGCAGAGACUGAUUUAGGGUUGUUGGAUCUUUUAAGUACUGAUUUAUGUAUUUGCAGAUGCUUUCUGGCUCUUAAAAUACAUAGAUUUCAAUGUGCUUCUCUUUCUCUUUUUCUUCUACAUCACCUUCCAAAUACCUUCAAGGAUGGAAAAAAUGAAAAAUCAGAUGCUGCCCCUUCUGCUUCUGGAAAAACAACUAUGAAGUCCGUUCUUGAGAAUCUUGGAGACCUGUGGGAUCAAGAACAGUAUGACUCCGAAUAUAGUCUUGAAAAAUUUAUGCAUUCACUCAAAUGACCAUUUUAAUACAGUGGUUGCUAGUUGACAUUUUCAGCUGAUAUUCAGCAACUCUCAAAGCAAUUAUAGUGGACUUCAAGCAUAACAUGUAAAUAUACUUGUGGAAAAAUUAUGAGAAAGGGCUGGCAUUUUGAAUAGAGCCACCUUUGUCACUUUGGGAUAGUUAAAGUCUUAAAUACUUGCAUUAUACAAAACCUCUAAAUGUAAACUUACUGUAAGGUAGUUCUGAAUUUCCAGAAUAGCUACAGAUUCUUAUUUGAUAGAAAAAUAAAACAGGUCUUAACAGGUUUUGCACAUGUUGAUAAGUGUUACUUCUCUUUUGAAAUAUGCCUGUUGCUCCCUCUUCCCUCAAGCUGCAGUAAUUUGUACAGAGUGUUUGAGUAUUUAACUAGUUUGUUCUUUUAAACCUCACUUUAGCUAACUUUCAUAGUAUACUUUAAGAAUGUUUAGUCUAACAAGUUAGAAUGAGGUUUAGAUCUCUUCAGGAUAUAUACAUUGAUAGAAUAAUGGCGAAGCCUAUCACUCUGGAAGAAUAUUAGGGAAUUAAAUGAAACUUCAAGUAUUAAAGUUCUCAACUUUAUAUUUAAGUAUGUGGUGCUCUUCAGUCUUCUGACAUUUUGAGAGCAGUUGACUUUUUCAUAGGAAUUGCAGGUAAUGGCUUAUUUUAGGCCAUUUCCACAUCCUGUUUAGAGGGUGCCAUUUUUAAAGUUUGUGUGUGUACAUAUCUAUAUGUAUAUAUGUGUGGCUAGCACAUAGCCCAGUUAAGAAAGCAAUUGUAUGAAGUAGACUUCAAUCCUAUUUUUUUUUAACCAAAAGAGCAAAUAUAUAAACAGAGUUUUUCUAGCAGUAGAUCUUAUAAAAUUGAGGUUCCAUGCUAGAAAGACUCUCUAAUGCAUGAACCUCUUAAGUGAAAGAGGGAAGAAGCUUUGAGGUCCAGAGAGGUAGUCUAUUUAGAAAUGCCUUCAGGGCAUCAGAGGAAAAGAAGUAUUUACAAGCUGAAAUCAUGUAACAAAUUUUAGGAAGCUUUAAUAACAGAGUAAGAAUAACAAGAGUUGUACAUUUUUUUUUAAAAAAGUGUCUUCUAAAAGGGAGUCAGUAGUGACAUAUGUCUGUGCAUAGAUGUGCAUGUCUGUACCAAACGUGGACACGGUUUUCUAAAUAUAUUAAAGGCAAACCUACAUAAGCUGUCAGAAUGCAUACAUGAAAUAUAUGUUUAGUUGUCAUAUCUAGGGUUGGCGCUUGCUGUGCAAUUCAGCAUCGGAGCUUGAAUAGCCAUGAGAUUUCAACAACAUAAAGAGAUGGUUUUAAAUGUUGACUUACAGAGCAAGGUCAUUUUGCAGCACUUGCAUAUGAAUGGACGUGUGUCAGAUUUCAGUAGAUAUAUGAACUGCCAUACUGUAACAUUAAAUUAGCAUUCCGUAAAAAAAAAAAAAUUAAAAAAGCCAAACUGGCAUUAAUCAUCCCGUUAUAUAUCUCAUGUAGUUCUUUCUGUAUAUUUGGUCAUAAACCUGACAGCUGCAUGGAAAAAAUAAAAUAAAAUUGGCAUUUC